AUGGUCGUUGACCUAACAUGGGCUGCUAACGGGAAUAUAUACUUUUGCGGAGGUAUUCCCGCAGACAAGAUAUUCGCUGGCUUCGGCGCUUAUCGGAUUGACCCUACCACUAAACCUCACCUGUAUAAUAGGAAGGAGGAGCUCGAAGUAUUCGACGCUAUAAUAGAUAUCGAUAAUAAGUUUGUCCUUGCCGUUGCAACUUCGGACGUUAACCACCCUGUCGAGGUCUUCACGACAUUCUCCUCCGAUGGCGCGAUAACGCGAAUGUCGAAUCACGGACAAGAGUUCGCAGGCCGUCGUUUCGGGACGUGUAAGUUUUUGACGUGCACGUUAACGGACGGCGAGGUCGAGCUAGAUACCCUCUAUUUAAUCCCGGCCUCUUCCUCAGUCGGCGACCACCGUCGCCCGCUAGCAACCGCGGUACUUAUCCAGGGCGGGCCUAACACUCGUCUCACCAAUGCCUUCAACACCUACUACUAUAUGCUUACUCUAUAA
Penicillium maclennaniae is the source of this 495-nucleotide messenger RNA. RefSeq names its product acylamino-acid-releasing enzyme. Bases 1 to 495 code for a protein of 164 amino acids. The record is from RefSeq and is a predicted model, not a curated record. Lineage: Eukaryota; Fungi; Ascomycota; Eurotiomycetes; Eurotiales; Aspergillaceae. The transcript is spliced from 2 exons.